AUGUCUUUACUUUCUUUAAAAAAUGUGUUCGUAUUAUCAUUAUUAUUAACACUUAUACUUUUAGAUACACUAUCAUCUAAACUCACAUGUUCAGUUAAUGCUCAUCAACUUGAAAGUAAUCCACAAAAACGGAAUCUAAAUUUAAAUGUUAACACUAAUGCUAUUAGAUAUACUUACAAUAAUAAGAGAAAUUUUAUUCCGAAAGGUGUUAAACUAAAUGAUGAGAAAAGACAAUCUCCAGUUUCCGUAUCUGCUCAUAGUGAUGCCGCAUUGAAUUCUCAAAAUAUACUAUCACGUCAAUCGAAUCCUCAGGUGCCUUCAUAUGCUGAAGUUGAUGCGGUUUCUAAUGUUGAUAUUGGUUAA
Messenger RNA from Cetraspora pellucida, 363 nucleotides. The record is from the annotation of a GenBank genome assembly. NCBI's taxonomy places the organism in Eukaryota, Fungi, Glomeromycota, Glomeromycetes, Diversisporales, Gigasporaceae.